UCCGGCCGCGGUCACGUGGGCCCGGAAGUGGGAGGAGACGUGUGUACGGCGAGAGCGGAGGGACAAUCCGAGGAAAAGGCGAAGCCAUCGCGCGGGAGCGAGACCCAGGAGAGAAAACAGAGGACUUUAUAGAGUGUACAUCUGAAAUCCUUGUGUUCUGCAAUCAAUUUCAAGGGGCGUUCCAUGCACUGAAUACAGCCAUGACGUUUGCAGGGCCCAAGUACCGCUUGCUGCUUCCGAGAUGAUUUUCUGUAGAAGUAUUUUGACAUUCAGCAGGUUUAAGAUCAGGACUCGAACCAGCAUCCGUUUCUGCUCUGAAAAGUCCUCUAUCAUGUCCCUGAGGAUUCCUGUCCAGAAAGUCCUGUGUGUGGCGGAGAAAAAUGACGCUGCCAAGGGGAUUUCUGAUAUCAUGUCCAAUGGGAGGAUGAGGAGGAGAGAAGGAUUUUCGAAGUAUAACAAGAUCUAUGAAUAUGAGUAUCAUUUGUUUGGAAAGGAUGUGACGGUCAUCAUGACCUCGGUCUCUGGACACUUGUUGGGGAUGGAUUUUCAGAGACAUCUCAAAUCCUGGCACAGCUGCAACCCAGUGUCUCUUUUUGAUGCUGAAGUUGAGAAGUUCUGCCCUGAUGAUAUGGUUAACAUCAAGAGAACGCUGGAGCGAGAGGUGCGGGCGUGUCAAGUUCUCGUCAUAUGGACGGAUUGCGAUCGAGAAGGAGAGAACAUCGGUUUUGAAGUUAUUGAUGUCUGCAAAGCAGUAAAACCCAAUUUGCAAGUGUUCCGUGCCCGCUUCUCCGAAAUCACGCCUCGUUCCAUCAGCACAGCUUGUCAGAACUUCAUUCCGCCUGAUCAGAACACCACUGAUGCCGUAGAUGUGAGGAUGGAGCUGGACCUUCGGAUAGGUGCUGCUUUCACCAGGUUCCAGACUCUCCGCCUGCAGAAGAUCUUUCCCUCUGUGUUGUCUAAUCAGCUCAUCAGCUAUGGAAGCUGUCAGUUCCCCACCUUGGGCUUUGUGGUGGAGAGGUUCAAAGCCAUCCAGGCCUUUAUUCCGGAGGCCUUCUACAAGAUCAGAGUGACUCAUGAACAUGAAGAUGGGAACGUGGAGUUCAGCUGGAAGAGGCACCGUUUGUUCAACCACACAGCAUGCCUUGUCCUUUACCAGAUCUGCAUGGAGGAUCCCACAGCUACGGUUGUUCAAGUGGGAAGCAAACCAAAGAGCAAAUGGAGGCCAGUGGCCCUGGACACGGUGGAGAUGGAAAAACUGGUUUCUAGAAAAAUGAAAAUUGGCGCAAAGGAGACCAUGAAAAUUGCAGAGAAGCUUUAUACGCAGGGUUAUAUCAGUUACCCUCGAACAGAAACCAACAUUUUUCCCAAGGACUUAAACCUCACGCCAUUGGUUGAGCAGCAGACACAGGACCCUCAGUGGGGUGGCUUUGCACAACGAAUCUUGGAGAGGGGUGGGCCAACUCCCAGGAACGGGAACAAAUCAGAUCAGGCCCAUCCCCCCAUCCACCCUACUAAGUACGCCAGCAACCUGCAGGGAAACGAGCAGCGGAUCUAUGAGUUCAUUGUGCGUCAUUUCUUGGCCUGCUGCUCCCAGGAUGCUCAGGGGCAGGAGACCACCGUGGAGAUCGACAUCGCUGCCGAGAGGUUUGUGGCUCACGGGCUGAUGAUUAUCGCCAGAAAUUACCUGGAUGUCUAUCCGUACGACAAGUGGAACACAAAGGUCAUCCCUGUGUAUGAGAUGGGCGAGAGGUUCCAGCCCACAUUGGUGGAGAUGGUGGAUGGUGAGACCUCCCCGCCACAGCUGCUUACAGAAGCCGAUCUCAUAUCCUUAAUGGAGAAACACGGAAUAGGGACUGACGCUACUCAUGCUGACCACAUUGAGACCAUUAAGUCACGCAUGUACGUGGGCCUUACCCCGGAGCAGAGGUUCCUUCCAGGAGAGCUAGGGAUGGGCCUUGUGGAGGGAUACGAUUCCAUGGGCUUCGAGAUGUCCAAGCCUGACCUUCGAGCUGAGCUGGAGGCGGAUCUGAAGCUUGUUUGUGAAGGCAAAAAGGAUAAGUUCACCGUCCUGAGACAGCAAGUACAGAACUACAAGCAGGUCUUCAUAGAGGCUGCAGCCAAAGCCACCAAGCUGGACGAGGCUCUGUCUCAGUACUUUGGCCAGGCAGCACAGCCUGUGGAACAGCAGGAGAUCUACCCGGAAACGCCACUUCCUAUAAGAAAAUGUCCGCAGUGUAACAGGGAUAUGGUGCUGAAGACCAAGAAAGAUGGAGGGUUCUACAUUUCGUGUUUGGGUUACCCCAGCUGUAAAACAUCAAUCUGGUUGCCCAAUUUCGUUCUGGAAGUGUCCCGGGAUGAUAGCGUGUGUGAUGUGUGUAGACCUCAUCCAAUCCACAAGCUGAAGCUGAAGUUUAAGCGUGGCAGCGUCCCCCCUAUUAUGCCCCUGGAGUUUGUGGGCUGUAUCGGUGGCUGUGAUGAAACUCUUAGAGAAAUCCUCGAUCUGAAAUAUCUACAGGGUGGCAGCAGAGCACCCCAGCCUGGCCUUCCCCGUGAGAGCAACCGCGCGCAGGUUAACCAGAGAAAUAACCGAAUAACCAACGAUCGAGAUCGAGGAGGCCCAAACAGGCAGCCACCCGCCAAAAAAGAGAGAAAACCGCAACUGGUGACGCCAGCUAUACAGAGAAAUGCGCCGCCCACCAGUGCCAACCCUGAGAAUAAUGAGGUGGUGUGCAACUGUGGUGUCACCGCUGUGCAGCUUACCGUGCGUAAAGAGGGACCCAACCAGGGGCGCCCGUUCUACAAAUGCGACGGAGGAAAAUGCAACUUCUUUUUGUGGGCAGAUCAGGAGAACGGGGAUAGUAGGAGUCCACCGGCAUUGCAGGUGUCUGCAGGGCGUCCAUCAACCUCGUUCAACAGUUCCAGGGCCCCCGAAGGGUCUCGAAUGGCAGGAGGAAGCGGGGACUCGGGAUUGGGAGGAGAGACUAAGUGCAUGUGCAAUCAGCCAGCCAUCACACGUACUGUGCAGAAGGAUGGGGCCAACAAAGGCAGACCGUUCCACACGUGCUCCAAACCCAGAGAGCAACAGUGUGGCUUCUUCCAGUGGGCCGACGAGAACAUCCCUCCAGGCCCUUCUGGAGAUUUUCCUACCACAUUUGGUGGAGGGUCUGGAGCACAGCGAGGAUUUGGUCAAAAAAAUAAAAGAACCGAUAACGCAGAGAAAGCUCCAACGGCAAAGAGACCGCGCACGUGUGGCAUCUGUCACCAGCCAGGCCACAACCGAACAAACUGCCCACAGAACAGAUGACAGGUGUUCUGUUGAAUCUGCAAAAUAAGCCAUGGAAACUCGUUAUGUUUCAAAGCAAAGGCAGGCCAGUGAUUUUUGCAGCCCUUAGAUUAUUGCACACAGAUGCCGAAGGCUGUAAAGGAUAAGUUCACCUCUAAAAAAA
Messenger RNA from Rana temporaria (common frog), 3446 nucleotides. It is a transcript of the gene TOP3A, whose product is annotated as DNA topoisomerase III alpha. The record is from RefSeq and is a predicted model, not a curated record. Gene Ontology annotation, biological process: DNA topological change. Gene Ontology annotation, molecular function: DNA binding; zinc ion binding; DNA topoisomerase type I (single strand cut, ATP-independent) activity. Bases 242 to 3304 code for a protein of 1020 amino acids. The transcript has 20 exons. Lineage: Eukaryota; Metazoa; Chordata; Amphibia; Anura; Ranidae. Gene Ontology annotation, cellular component: nucleus; chromosome.